Messenger RNA from Alternaria burnsii, 1842 nucleotides. Its product is annotated as caf1-domain-containing protein. Gene Ontology annotation, biological process: nuclear-transcribed mRNA poly(A) tail shortening. Gene Ontology annotation, cellular component: cytoplasm. Gene Ontology annotation, molecular function: RNA binding; poly(A)-specific ribonuclease activity. The record is from RefSeq and is a predicted model, not a curated record. The transcript is spliced from 2 exons. The coding region runs from base 1 to 1842 and encodes 613 amino acids. NCBI's taxonomy places the organism in Eukaryota, Fungi, Ascomycota, Dothideomycetes, Pleosporales, Pleosporaceae.
AUGGACGUCGACGCAGAAACAUUCCCGUACCACCUGCUGGGCAUGUUCAUCCAUAUAUCCGAGGCUGACUUUGUGUCUUUCGAUCUUGAACUAUCGGGCAUUCCUUCGCGGAUUCAAGAUAAGCCUGCCCAUGGUCCAGGACGCUUCACCAUGGAGGAGCGCUAUGCUGAAACCAAAAUGGGCGCCGAUCGUUAUCAGAUUCUACAGGUAGGUAUUACAUGCGCCAGGUUCGACUACAUCGCGAACAAAUAUGUCCUGAGACCAUACAAUAUCAACAUCAGCCCUCUUUUCGACGAGCGCAUGGACUUUGAGCGCGAAAUCAGAUUCCAGAGUGGCGCAUGUACUUUUCUCCUCGGCUGCGGUUUCGACCUGGGCGCACCCUUUACCAAGGGCGUACAGUACCUCUCCCGAGAAGAGGCGGAGCGGGCGAGACAGAUGGCCUGGGAUCGGCUGGAGAACAAGAACCCGAUACCGGACUUGCAGCUCAAGGAGGGCGAUGUUGAGUCUCUUGAUUUCAUGCGCCGCGUGAGGGAAGCUAUCAAGAAAUGGAAGACUAGCACGUCCUCCUCUCUGGACAUCACAACUCACACUGGACUUUCUGCCGCGCCAUCCAUACCGGUAAUUACGCGAUUUGAGAAGCGUCUUGUGCACCAGCUCGUACGUGCCGAGUUUCCAGAGCUGGUAUCCAUAGGUCGCAAUGAAUGUGUUCGUAUUGUCGACUUGGACCCGGUCCGCGAAGCCGACAACAUGCGCAGGAUCAAGAACCGUGUAAAAGACUCCAUCAUACGGCAGACGGGUUUCCGCUGGAUCUUCGAGGCUCUGGUCAAGGGCGGAGACAUCAAUCGCACGGGUCCACUGUACGCCGCACGGACUACAGGCAUGCUCUCCACAGCUGACGCCAAUGAUAUAAGGGAUCGCUAUGAUAGGGCCAUAGAGAGAUUGAAGACCAAGCAGCCCGUUCUUGUUGGGCACAACAUGUUCACUGAUAUCGUUUACUUUUACCGCACUUUUGUGGGCGAGCUACCAGAUACCCUACAAGGAUUUCAGGAUGCAAUACACGAGUUGUUCCCCAAGAUCAUCGACACCAAGUAUCUAGCUACUUAUGCUGAGGGCGACCUCAACGCAUCCCCGUCGCUGCAAGAUAUUGCACAAAGCUUAAGCAGACAGCCUUUACCCGAGAUCAUCACCCACGCCGACCAUCCCAAAUAUCAGGAAACCGAGAGAUUCCACGAAGCAGGUUAUGACAGUCUUCUGACUGCCACCAUUAUGAUCAAGCUAGCCGCCAAGCUUGGUGCAGAACGAGGAGAAAAGGUCACAGCACCGUUAUUCAGCCAUCCUCUCACCUUCAACAAAGCAAACGGCGUAUUACAGAGUGAAGACGUUCCGGACUUUAUCAAGGAUGGACGCGAGAAGGUUAAGGAACCGGUUCCCUUACCCCCCGUGGAACAACCCAAAUCCAGAAAGACGAAGAAGCAAAAGGCAAAAGCCAAGAAAAAGGCAGCAAAGGAACGAAGAUUUGAGACUAAAAAUCUAUUUGAUACGCUCAAGACGCUGGAUCCGGAGACCGAAACAUCCUCCACUGAAGAAGACGAUGAUGCCAAACUUGCCCAAAACGGCGUAUCUAUCGAAUGGGAUGAAGAGCUUCAGGAAAGCGCUGGGUCAUGGGAAGAUGCCGUCCAUGUUCAGGACAAGACAGGAUGGGUGCCGUUGGAGCAGAUAAAGCGACGGUCGAUGGAGCUGAUACCAUCCUUCGACUCCAAGUUUUGGGAUGAGUUUGGAAAUACGUUGCGAGUCUUUGGGACUGAAGAAGCCAUCCUGCACAUCGCAGACUGGGAGGCUUGA